Messenger RNA from Manduca sexta (tobacco hornworm), 1172 nucleotides. It is a transcript of the gene lft, whose product is annotated as protein limb expression 1 homolog. Gene Ontology annotation, biological process: autophagosome maturation. The transcript is spliced from 5 exons. The record is from RefSeq and is a predicted model, not a curated record. The coding region runs from base 324 to 1109 and encodes 261 amino acids. Gene Ontology annotation, cellular component: cytoplasm. NCBI's taxonomy places the organism in Eukaryota, Metazoa, Arthropoda, Insecta, Lepidoptera, Sphingidae.
UCCCGCCGCUAUGCGACUGCAAGCUCUUUGUUGCUACAACCUGCCGUUCCUGUGCAUAUGCGACCCCCUUUUACCUUACCCUGCUGAUUUGCAAAUCCUGUUUGGUUGGGUCGUUCCGUUUAACACCAAUUAACGAAGGCUUCGAUAGUAUUAUUGUCGUAAUGAGACGUAUUUUUGUCUAGACGGCACCUAUUAUAUAUGUAUGUAUUGGAUAUGUAUUUAUUAUAUUCUGUGAUUCAUUAUAAUGUUUGUCGGUCGGUGUCGCGAGCUAGAGAUCCCGCUGCUUUCGUCUCCGCUUGAUCUUAACCAGUGCGAAUUAAAAUAUGACUAAUCCGACAGUGAAAGCUGACAACGUGCUGUCGACGGUGAAUGUGGUAGAGGCGCUGCAGGAGUUCUGGCAGGUGAAGGCGGCGCGGGGCGGAGGCGCGGCGGGCGGCGGCGGCGCGCUCGUCAUCUACGAGUCGGUGCCCGCCGCGUGCCCGCCCUACGUGUGCUACGUCACGCUGCCCGGCGGAGCGUGUUUCGGCAGUUUUCAGAACUGUCCUACAAAGGCAGAGGCGAGACGCAGCGCUGCGAAGAUAGCGCUCAUGAACAGCGUGUUCAACGAGCACGAGUCACGGCGGAUAUCGGAGCACUUCAUCGAGAAGGCUGUGGCGGAGGCGCGCGCCUCGUUCGCGGGAGACGCUGGCAGCCACCACCAGGACCCUAGCGCGGGCAUCGCGGCCUUCAGGUUUAUGCUAGAAGCGAACAAGGGUCGCACGAUGCUGGAGUUCCAGGAGUUGAUGACGGUGUUCCAGUUGCUACACUGGAAUGGAUCCCUGCGGGAGUUGAGGGAGAGACAGUGCUCACGGCAGGAGGUAGUGGCGCAUUACUCUGCGCGUGCGCUGGAUGACGCCAUGCGCGAGCAGAUGGCUGUGGAGUGGGCCGCCAGAGAGCGCGAAGCCGGCGCCGCUGGCGGCGGCGUGCUGCGCGUGGAGCUGGCGCGCGCGGAGCGGGAGCUUCGCCAAGCGCGGCUGGCGGCGCGCGAGCUGCGCUUCCCCAAGGAGAAACGCGACAUCCUGCAGAUGGCGCUGCGCCUCGCGCCGCCGCCGCCACACCAGCCGCAGUGAUCUCACCACACACACCCACACACCCGCCACUAUUGUUAUUUAAGUAUAGUUAUAGCGUAAGAG